Molecule: messenger RNA, 1839 nt
Organism: Abrus precatorius (Indian licorice)
Lineage: Eukaryota; Viridiplantae; Streptophyta; Magnoliopsida; Fabales; Fabaceae
Product: tricyclene synthase EBOS, chloroplastic-like
Exons: 7
Coding region: 1-1839 (612 amino acids)
Biological process (GO): diterpenoid biosynthetic process
Molecular function (GO): terpene synthase activity; magnesium ion binding
Source: RefSeq, a predicted model, not a curated record
AUGUUGCUCAAUUCGUGCUUCAUUUCACAUGCUUGUUUUGGCAAACUUGAGAAACCCAAAGGGCCUAAUCUUCUCCCACAGAGAAUUAUUUCCCCCCUCCGAUGUGACGCAACCACAAGCGUUUCUCAAAGAAAAUCAGCCAAUUACCAGCCUAACCUAUGGAAUUACGAAUUUUUGCAGUCUUUGAAGCCUGACUAUGCGGAUGUAAGAUAUGAAGACAAGGCCAGGAAGCUGCAUGAGGAAGUGAGGGCAAUGAUUAUGGAUGAAAAUGCAGAGAUGUGGGCCAAAUUAGAGCUGAUUGAUGAUGUGAAACGACUAGGCCUUAGCUACCGCUUUGAAAAGGAAAUAGGAGAAGCACUCGAUAGGUUUCUCUCUUUCGAAAGAUGUAAUACUACAAUUGUUCGCAGAAGCCUGCAUGAAACUGCUUUAAGCUUCAGGCUCCUCAGAGAAUAUGGCUAUGAUGUCACAACAGAUAUAUUUGAGAGGUUCAAGGACGACGAGGGUAAUUUCAAGGCAAGUCUUAGCAAAGAUGUAAAAGGCAUGUUGAGUUUGUACGAGGCAUCGUUUCUGGGUUACGAAGGAGAACAGAUUCUGGAUGAGGCUAAGGCCUUCACUAGCUUUCACCUUAAGAACCUCGACCAAGGUAGAAGCAGCAGUAUCCUCGUAGAGGAAGUGAAUCAUGCAUUGGAGCUUCCAUUGCAUCUUAGAAUCCAAAGGCUUGAAGCACGAUGGUAUGUUGAAUCUUAUGCUAAAAGAAAGAACGCAAACGGGGUGCUGCUUGAAGCUGCCAAAUUGGAUUUUAACAUUGUGCAGUCAACACUGCAAAAUGAUCUCCAAGAAAUGUCAAGGUGGUGGAAAGGGAUGGGACUGGCCUCAAAGUUAAGCUUUAGCCGAGAUAGGUUAAUGGAAUGCUUCUUUUGGACGGUUGGAAUGGUUUUUGAACCUCAGUUCAGUGAUCUCCGCAAAGGUUUAACCAAAAUCACUUCCCUAAUAACUACGAUCGAUGACGUUUAUGAUGUGUACGGCACCUUAGACGAGUUAGAGCUUUUCACAGCCGCCGUUGAAAGUUGGGAUGUUAAAGCAGUUCAUGUUCUGCCGGAUUACAUGAAGAUAUGCUUUCUGGCACUCUACAACACUGUCAAUGAAUUUGCUUAUGACGCGCUUAAAGAGCAAGAACAAGAUAUCCUUCCCUACCUCACCAAAGCAUGGACUGUAAUGUUGAAAGCGUUCCUGCAAGAAGCCAAGUGGUGCCGGGACAAGCACUUGCCAAACUUUGACGAUUACCUGAAGAAUGCGUGGGUAUCAGUCUCAGGUGUUGUUAUACUAACCCAUGCCUAUUUCUUGCUGAAUCACAACAUAACAAAAGAGGCACUUGAAUCCUUGGACAAUUACCAUGCCCUCUUGAAGACACCAUCCAUUAUUUUUCGACUUUGCAAUGAUUUGGGUACUUCAAAGGCGGAAUUAAACAGAGGUGAAGCAGCAAGCUCGAUUCUGUGUUACAUGCGUGAAAGUGGUGUUAGCGAAGAGAGUGCUUAUAAACACAUCCACAAUUUGCUUAAUGAAACAUGGAAGAAGAUGAACAAAGAUGGAAUCACACAUUCUCCUUUUCCAAAACCUUUCGUGGAAAUAGCUAUGAACCUUGCAAGAAUUUCUCAAUGCACAUAUCAGCAUGGAGAUGGGCAUGGAGCCCCAGAUAGCUCCGCGAAGAAUCGCAUACGGUCCUUGAUAAUUGAACCCAUUGCCCUCAAAGACACAGGGAUCUCAAUUAAUAAUUAUGAAGAUUUAGUUAUUUAUAGUGUCAAAGAUGACAUUAAUUUAAUAGCAAAGAGACGGAACUAA